AGAAGAAGAAGAAAAAGAAGCAGCAGCAGCAGCAGAAGAAGAAGAAGAAGAAGACUUUCGUUCAUUUGAGUUUAUUUUCUCAGUUUCACACACACACACACACACACACACACAGAAACUGAACCUGCACUGCUUGUUGUUCCUGCCGUAGGAACCUGUACACGGCUCUCAUUAUGGAAAACCAGGCGGUUAUAUCCAGCACAACAGUCGCUAAAGUGAACAUUUGUGAGGUAGAAAGUGUUGCUAAGUCGUGGAUGAUUGACUUCAGCUUCCUGACAUUGUGUCGCUACUACAGAGAGCAAAACGCUGAGAAGUUUAGCAAAACUUUAAAAGUGUUUGAAGCGAUGAUCGAUGAUGAGUACCAGCUUCAGGACAAUCAGCAAACGAAGAGAACCAUCUGCUGCUUGCUCUCCAGAAUUAUGGACGGCAAAAACUUGGAUGCGCAUUAUGACCUGAAUAACAAAGUGACUCCUCUGAUGUCGGCUCUCUCGGUGUGGGACUGUCUAAAGGACACCGCAAACGACGCUGCACUAUACGACAACAUAAAGAACCUGUUAUUUAUUCAGUGUGUUGGUGUGUGUUUGGAGAAAGGAAAUGCUCAGCUCGCAGCACACACACUGCAGUGGCUGGAGAAAGAGAGUGAUUUACCGGAGAAACUGCAGAGGAAACUGUCUACUGUUGUGUCUAAGAAGGAUGUGUACGAUCAGCUCCUAACGAGGUUCUCCUUUAAUCACCUAAUGAAGAGUGUGAACUCAUUCUUGGACGCAUUCCUUGAGAAACAUCCUUCUGACUUUUUAUUUAAGGCUGCCUUAAAAGUGGUUCAGGUUCGUCAGGAGAGACCCGCGCAGGCCGACGUGGAUCAGAACAGUGAGGACCCAGAACCAGACAGUCCUGUAAAGCCUGAGACAAAUGUUGUUUCGUCAGAGCUUAAUCUGAGACCCAAAAAGAAGCUCUUCUCUACUAAAACUGUUCAUCCCUGGAAACCCGAAAGCACAAAGAAACUGCCGUGUCUUCCUCACCGAACAGCCAAAUUGAAAGUAUCCAGAAGGAGUUGUAAAGUGCCAUCACCACCACAGCAAAACACCAUCUCCAGAUACAGAACCAAGAAGAAGUGGCUCAGCGAAGAGGACCAGCACCUGAAGGCAGGAGUGAAGAAGCACGGUGAGGGGAAAUGGUCCAAAAUCCUGGAGGAGUUUGAUUUCAGAGAUCGGACCAGCGUCAUGCUGAAGGACAGGUGGAGGACGUUAAAGAAACACGGAAAGGUUUGAAACCGUGAACACAGAGCCCUAAAUGUAUACGUUUUUCUGUAAUACUGAUGCUUUAAUGAUCCUGUAAUGAUGCUGUGCCAUCUCCAGAUUCUUUCAUUUCAAAAUUUAUUAUUAGAUGAAAUAAAACUCCAAAUAAAAAAGUGAGUUGCAUUUUAAGGUGCCUCAAUGUGGACACUUUUGUCUGCAUCUCUACAGAAUUGUACAUAUUUUUUUUUACUGUUUAAUAUGAGCGGGUGUAAAUAAUGUUUGUACUGUUCUUUUUUUUUUUAUUAUUAUAUAUAAGCAUGCAAAAGUGAAUGUUGAAGCUUACAAUGUACCAGAAAUAAUAUUCCACAAAAAUGCUCCAAAUAAACGGGAGUGGAUGAA
Molecule: messenger RNA, 1634 nt
Organism: Pangasianodon hypophthalmus (striped catfish)
Lineage: Eukaryota; Metazoa; Chordata; Actinopteri; Siluriformes; Pangasiidae
Gene: terf1
Product: telomeric repeat binding factor (NIMA-interacting) 1
Exons: 10
Coding region: 174-1268 (364 amino acids)
Biological process (GO): telomere maintenance
Cellular component (GO): chromosome, telomeric region; nucleus
Molecular function (GO): telomeric repeat DNA binding; protein homodimerization activity
Source: RefSeq, a predicted model, not a curated record